This is a messenger RNA of Penicillium brasilianum, 2949 nucleotides long. Lineage: Eukaryota; Fungi; Ascomycota; Eurotiomycetes; Eurotiales; Aspergillaceae. The record is from the annotation of a GenBank genome assembly.
AUGGACUUCGAAAGCCGUGUCGAAUUACCAGAUGUACAUCUUGUGAACCUCUUGCCACGGAACCUGCCCCAAACAGGUCAACACCCACAACAAUACCAAGCAUAUCGAGCAAACUAUACCGUUACAGAUUUCUCUGCAAUCCUUCCCUCACAAAGCACCCAUCGACCCAGGCAAUCUGAGUUUGGAGGUUCUCGAAGCCCACCAGACAACAUGUUCCACCGAUCAAAAGCAACCAAACUCCCGGUCCCCAAGACCUUGAGUGAAUCAUCUCGGGACCAGCGUGAUCAGACUCCUAGUCCUACCGGUAUUCCCAAGCCAUCUUCUGCCACGUUCUCUUUAGGGGGAUCUGGUGGGCAUUUCGGGGGAAGAGACCAGUAUUGGUCAAAGCUCCGUGACAAAAGUGAGAAAGACUCUCCAUUAUCACAAAGAGCUUCUUAUGUACGAUCCAGAAAGAGUGAUCAAACUGGCUCUCCGAGUCAUGGCCACUCUCGUCCUCGAAGCCAACAGUUCCGGGAGGCCCAACCGACUGGCCGCGGCAGCAGCCCCAGAUCAGGAAUUCCGAGCCCAAAUUCCCAUCAAACUAGCGGAGUCCAAAAUUCCCGCCAGGAAAUAUUCCGCAAUCUAGAGAGCCAGAGCAAAGAGAGAAAGAACGGAGACUCCUGGGUCACCCUAGAGCUCCGCGAUGCUACUCCGCAUCACUCGGAUCGAACAGACACCACCACAGACUCCAGUCCCCAUUCAAAUUCUUCCAUCUCUCCCGUGUCCGCCGAGGAUAGCCUGACAGACUGGGAGGAUAGAUUUGUUGUUAAUAUGCCGAGCGCAAAGGACCCCAAUCCACCCACGAUGACUGAUCAACAAAUUGCCGAAUAUCAGAAAAGCAUUGAGAGAGCACGCCGGGAAGGCAGACAUACGAUAGAACCACCGGCAGGACAAAGCCCGCGCAAAGGAUCUCCUGCAGGAGUACGACGCCGUUCCCCGCCAAGAGACGAUUCGGUAGGCUCUUUCAGAGCAUAUGACGGUGGUUCAACACAGCCUCAACCAGAUGCAGAUCAUCCCCCGGCUCCACCACAGCAAGAUCACCAGGCUGAGCAAUCUCAACAGCAGCUCUCCCAGAAGCCGCAGCAUUACUACAGUCCUGACGAGAUUGGAAAGAAUCGGAUCAGCACCAUUUGGGAGGAAUCUCCAACAAAGCAGCGAGAAAAACGUACCUCUCAGGCCGCAGAUGGUUCUUUUUUAGGUUGCAAGGAGAUCAACGGGCCAGGAACCAAAAACCCAGACGAGAUUCUCCUCUUCGGAUCCGGCGAAGACUCCGCAAGCCUGCACCCUCGACCGCUCGCAGUCAGCGGGAGAAAGAAGCAGAAGGAGGAGUUGAAGUGCUCAGGCGGACCCCCGGUUCCCCGACGAUCGGGAGACAGGAGCCUGUUUCAAGAAGAAUGGGCAGAGGUUUCUCGGAAUUCGAAACAUGUCCCAUGCUCGAAGCGGUCGUUGGUGACCCUAUGCCAAGACCCUCGCUUUCCGGAGCACGAGAUACCUCAGGGCUCGGAGAAGGAGAACUCCCGCCCUAUCGAGAACCCAUCUCGGUCGAAGGAGAGACUGGAAGACACUCGUGGCGACGACGAUGUGUUCAUUAUCACACCCACUAUCACACGCACUAUGAUUCCCAUGGUCGAAAAGAAGAAAUCCGAGAAAAAAGCUUCGACUCCAAGGCCACAAGGUCUGCGGCGACGUGGGGACACUGGUCAAUCCGUCACCGGCGAGGCAAUCAAGGCCAUUCGGACGAAAGCUCAGGUCAUCUCUUCACCUUCAGGGCUUCGACCUCCAGCAGGACCGUUGCAGCCGAGCUCGAUUACGCCAUCCGAGGAGUCAUCAAAAACCACACAGCCCAGCGGCAUUCCCACACCCAAGGAGGCGCCCAUUGGGGUGAAAGAUAUGAAAGAGCCGAAAGAUGCCAAGGAAGCCAAGACGAAGGACACCAAGGAAACCAAGUCUUCGAAGGGCACACCUCCCAGAAAGUUAUCCCCCGGGAAGGAGAAAUCCGAGGUCGACCGAACCACAGCGUCCAGCUCUAUCCGUGGGUUCAUCCGUACCUCCGGACUCGCAAGGUCAGGCGGACUAGUCAGAUCUCCUCCGGACAGCCUUGCUACUAUUCUUCGAAACGGCACUGAGUCUUUGCGAAAUCGUGCCGAGUCUCUUCGUAAUAGUCGCAAGGGCUCGCCCAUCUCUCUUCCAUCGCGAGACAACUCCGACUCAUCUCGCUCCGAGAAGUCUUUCAAAUCAGCACAAGAAUCCCCCAGAGCAACCCCACCACCGUCUAUGAGGCCAUCCCCAAAGAGAGACUCUCCCACUUCAAAACUGUCGUCAGUUGAAAGACCUCCUGCUGAAAGGAAACCUUCAUUCGAGAAAUCCCCUCCGAGACCUGUUCCCGAGAAAGCGGUGCCAACGGAGAACCCACCCGCUAUGGAGAAAUCGCCGCCGCCUGGGAAGCUGUCCCGUGCUCAGCGGCUGGAGAAGUUCAAAGAAGAGGCUCGCAUCCGACGGGCUAAUAAGAUGGCCAGUGAGAAAGGAGUUGAUAUUGCUGGGAUCGCAGAGUUGGACGGUCACCAAGUUACUGGCCGACGCCCAUUCGAAAGAGAACACCAACCCCGUCGCUUUGUCGAUGAUUUUCGAGAUCGUCGUUGUCGCCGUUACGAAUAUGCACCGACUUACUUUGCAAGUUACCGACAGCCCGUACGCCAAAUUUGUCGCGAGCAACGUUGUGAGCAUGGCUCUGCACUGCUACCAAGUCCUCAGCCGGGUCAUCCAUGCAACUGCGCAGUAUCAAGCCACUGGCGCUUGGCCCAAGUUGGAGGACGACAAAGCAAUCAGCCAAUUCUUGAUGGAGCUCCUCCAGGCUGUUGUUUAUCUUGCAAUUCUGGGUUUCAGCACAAUGAUUGUCUACCGGGUCGCUAG